Messenger RNA from Fusarium falciforme, 1683 nucleotides. RefSeq lists its product as hypothetical. Lineage: Eukaryota; Fungi; Ascomycota; Sordariomycetes; Hypocreales; Nectriaceae. The transcript is spliced from 2 exons. Gene Ontology annotation, cellular component: mitochondrion. Gene Ontology annotation, molecular function: molybdenum ion binding; oxidoreductase activity. The record is from RefSeq and is a predicted model, not a curated record. The coding region runs from base 1 to 1683 and encodes 560 amino acids.
AUGAAGACUACCAAUCGCCCUGAUGAGUGGAAGAUUGAGCAGGGACUGUCUGGAGCUGUGCUCCCAGUCCUUGACAUGACGGGUCCCGAGACCAAGGCCUUGGAUCCUCAGGUUUUUGGGGAACUCACCAAGGAUGAGGAGGCCAUCAAGGCUGUCGGUGAUCGUGACAAGCUCUUUGCCGCUGAGCGAAAGGGCUGGACUGGAUUCGUCGAGUGGGAGAAUUAUCCCAAGAAGAAGGAUGCCGCACACAAGAUCUUGACUUCUCAGACAUUCCCUCCCAACCCCGAGUUCCAGCUUGGCCCUAUCCCUCCGACCAACCCUGUUCUUCCUGGUACUCACUGGAAGCUGUGGCACCACGCUCUCGGUGGAGAGCUCACCAAGGUCCCUGAGGACUCGUGGUCUACUGUUCUCAAGGAGAAGCAUCCCGAUAUGCUUCAUCUUCUCCAAUUUCCCUACAACGGGGAACCUCCCAAGCGUCUCGUCACUGACAAGGAGUUUACUCCCAACUCUCUUCACUUUGUGAGAAAUCACGGUGGUAUCCCCAUCAUCAACAAGGAGGACUACAGCUUCCUCUUGGACGGUCUCGUCGCCAAUCCUCGCUCUUUUACUCUGGAUGAUCUGAUGGAUGAAUCUCAAUUCCCGCGCAUGGAAAAGAGCAUCACCAUGCAGUGCUCUGGAACUCGUCGCAUUGAGCAGAUCCUCAAGUACGCAGGCCAAGGCGACGAAGUCCCCCAGGCGCCUUGGGCUGAGGGAGCAAUUGGCACGGCUCGCUACGUUGGUAUCAGUCUCAAGAAGGUGAUCAAGGCAUGCGGAGGCUUGGUCGAUGGGGCCAAGCACUUGGAGUUUUAUGGCGCCGACACUUACUUCAAGGACGACAAGGCGAUGAACUAUCUCGUCAGCGUCCCGUGGUCGAAGGUCAAAGCACACGAAGUGAUGCUGGCGUGGGAGAUGAACGGCGAGACACUCCCCAGAAUCCACGGCUACCCCCUGCGCAUCGUUGUAUUCGGGUACAUCGGCGCCAGAAGCGUCAAAUGGCUGUACCGCAUUAAAGCCAUCAAAGAACCCUCGCGAGCACCAGUCCAGAGCCAGGAGUACCUCUACUUCCCCCAACAGGUCGGAAAGCACAACUUGGAGUUUACAGACGGCAUUCAGAUCCAGGAGAUGCCCGUUAGCUCGGCCAUCAUGUCGCCCUGGACCAAGCAGGUGGUCAUCCAUAACGGCAAGAUCCGCUGCAAGGGCUGGGCGUACUCUGGUGGUGGACGAUGGCCUGAGCGUGUGGAGCUGUCUGCAGACGGCGGCUUCAACUGGUACACGAUUCCCCUCGACAAGCUGUCCAAGAAGAGAAGAUGGACCUGGCGAAUCUGGGAGUUUGACCUCCCCUGCGAUGUCGAAGGAUGGGUCGAGAUUGUCUGCCGAUGCUGGGACAACUCCCUAAACACACAGCCUCCCAAUGUCCGUACAGCCUGGAACUGGGGCUUGCACGUCACCAGCUCUUGCCAUCGAGUUUCCGUGUACAGCGUCAACAAGAGCAGGCCCAAGACCAAGGCUCGUUUGGACGAGUUUGAUGAUAAGGGUAUUCCUUUUGGUCCCAUCACUGUCCCUCUCGCGUUUCCAUCUCAGAGCUGGGAUGACUAUGAGAAGUUUUGGCAAAAAAAUGGCCCGCGUGACGCGGAGGAUGAUUAA